CCUAUCGGAGACGCCGUACGGUGGCUUAAAAUAACCUCCUCCAGAUGUCUAUGAUUGGACAGCUGCAGAAGAAGAUCUGCCUGCCUAAGGAAGUGGGACUGUGGGAAAAAGGGGAACGAUCGAAGGGUCAGAAACCAAAAAGAAAGAGAGAGUCACAGGAAAGGGCAGGGGACCAUCCAUAGGGUGGAGUAAGACCAGGAGAGUGGAUCUAAAGGAUGGACAUGGCUCUGUAGGGCUAGAUCACAAGAGAUACAGGAACGUCUCCGUAAACUGCUGAGUUGUAGGGGGAAGUCUCUCACGUGCACAUGUGGGUCAGUGGUGUGCAGAGAGCGAGUACAGCACAGGGGUAGGUAUUGGGAAACACAGACAAGGCGAUCUGGGAAGGAAACAGAGCAAGGCGAGUGCUGUCGGUGGCAAAGGAAGGACAAGACCUACAGAGAAACAAGCAGUGGCCCAGUAACUUAACGAUUUUAGGGUCUGCAAGGCCUGGGGUUCAAAAAGGUCAAGAAUAUGGCUGCCAAAGUAGAGACCAGAUUGGCAUUCACCAGAGAGACCCCAACAGAGCCAGCUCUGAACAAGAUGGAUGCUUCCACAGAAUUGUCUGAGUUGCCCAAUGUUGUACAGUGCGGGACCAUUGAAGACCUGCUCCACCACAUGGCCCCUCAGCAAGGACAGGCUAGGACACCCCAAUGCUGGGAAGAUGCCUGGCAGCAGAUAUUACAGGUCAUGGGCAGUGAGCCUUUGACAAAGACCAUGUCCAGUGGAGAACCACAAACCGAAGGAGUUGAUGCUGCUCAAGAAAAUGCCAAGCCAGCAGGUAUGUUGGAGCAGCCAGCUACAGACGUCAAUGUCCCUCCUGAGAUCACGCCAACUUUGCCUUUCCCACCAAAAAACAUGUGGAUGCUGCACUUCCAGAUAGACGAGGAUAUUGAAGCCUGCUUGGAGACCUUUGAAUGGAUGGCCUACACCCACCAUUGGCCCAGGGAACAGUGGGUGGCCCGGCUGAAGCCAUACCUGAGCUGCAAAGCCCUCCUAGCCUGCAAUGUCUUGGGCCAUGACGUGGUUCCCACCUAUGAUGCGGUGAAGGAGAGCAUCCUGUGUCGGUACGGCAUCACUCCCGAGAUGCAGCGCCGGGGCUUCAGGGAAUUCCGAUACCAAGAGGCCAAGGGCCCCCGAAAAGCCUACCAGAAGCUCCGCAUGCUGGGACGGCGUUGGCUGAAGCCCGAGAAGCACACCAAAGAGCAGAUCUUGGAGCUACUCCUUUUGGAGCAGUUUCUGGCCAUCCUGCCACAGGAAAUGCAAAGCUGGGUCCGAGAACGUAGCCCUCAGACGUGUACCCAGGCUGUGGAGCUUGCUGAAGGUUUCCAGCUGAGAAAUGAGCCACCCAUUCCAUUGGAAGACGUCUGUGUGAAGUUCUCUGAAGAAGAGUGCCUCCUAACAGAGGAGCAACGAGCCUUAUAUCGAGACAUUGUGCUGGAGAAUUUUCAGAAUGCCUCCGCUUUGGGAAUUCCUCAGGAGAAGCCAACACUAAUUAAGCAAAUACAAGAAGAGAGAAUACCCUGUUUUCAGGAUUAUGUCCUGAGAGGAGAUUCUCAAGAUAAUCCAUUCACAGGAUUUCCUCUGGAGAAUCUAGACGUAAUUAGGCAGAUGCCAAAAGAGGGAAUACACUGUCUUCAAGAUGAUACCUUGAGAGAAGAUUCGCAGGAGAGUCCACUCACAGGAGCAUCUCUGGAGAAACCUGAGGUAAUUAAGCAGGCACAAGAAUUGGGAAUACCAUGUUUUCCAGAUGAUACCCUGAGAGGAGAUUCUCAAGACUGCCAUUUCAGAGAAAACGCACGGCUUCCAAACUCUACGGAAAAGAGGAUAGCUUCAAAGAAAGCAGAGAUGGAAAUGAAGGAACAGUCCACAGCAGCAGAGGUGACUCAGGACCGUUUGGACUCCAGCAGAGCCCCUGAGGGUGAGUUCCUCAGAUCAGAGAAGCAGCCUCCUCAGCCUCUCAAGCCCAGCCCUGUAAGGACGUCCCCAUCCAGGUCUCAUCCCCGAAAAAAGCAAGUGUCAGCCUCAAAGGGUCAACCACCGAAAAGGAAGAAGCAGCCGCCACCCACAGCCAGUGAGCCUCAUUCUGGAGGAAAGAGACUUCAGCUGCCCUCACCAGGAGAUAUGUCUGGAGGGCUAGGAUCUGACGCCACCCUUUCAACCCCCAAGUCCCUCAAACAGAAAAAGAGAGCAAAGGGACAGGAUGGGCCACCAAAGCUGAAGAAGCAACCAAUGCCCACGGGGAAGCCUCCAAAGCUGAGGAACAAAACUGCGCCUGAUGAUGAGCCCCCGACAUUGAAGAAGGGCCCACAGCAAGAAAAGAAGGCACUGCUUCAGAAGAAGAGGUGCCGCCAGCCGGAAGAAAAGCAGCAGCCGCUGCCACUGGCCCCAAGCAGAAAACCUCACGCGGGCACCCUCUCCGUGAUCACUUGGCACCCGCCAUUCAGUGCCACUGUCGUCUCUGACCUGACAUGCGUGGAGUGUGGCCGGACGUUCCGGCAGAGGGCGGACCUGCGCCACCACCAGUACGUCCACACCCAGGAGAAGCCCUACGCCUGCACAGUGUGCGACAAGUGCUUCCGACAUCCCAGCAACCUCCACAUUCACCUGCGGAUACACAGCGGCGAGAAACCCUACCGGUGCCCCGAGUGCGGAAGGACCUUCUCCCAGAGCUGUAACCUUCGGACACACCGUAAGAUCCACACGGACAGCAAGCCCUUCAACUGCUGCGUGUGCGGGAAGACCUUCCGCCACCGAGCCAACCUCACCAUCCACCAGCGCAUACACACAGGGGAGCGCCCGUACUCUUGUUCCGUCUGCCCCAAGAGCUUCUGUGACCGGUCCAGCCUGGUGCAGCAUGAGCGCGUGCACACGGGGGAGAGGCCCUACGCUUGCCGCGUCUGCGAUCAGAAGUUCAGCCAGAUCUCUCAUCUCAUAAAACACUGCCGGGUGCACCCGGGUGCCAGAGGCCCACCAAAGUCCAAGACCUCCGGGGGGCGCUCCCUGAGCCCUCCGAAGAAUGGUUUCUCACGCUCCCAUGGGAAAGACUCCUUCAGAGUGACAGCAGUGAACAAGCAGGAUCAAAAAUCUGCCUGGGUCUCAAAAACGUGGGUUUCCCCUGCCAAGCCAGAUCCUGCACAGACUGGAACUACCACGUAGAGGAAAGGGUGGAAAACCUUUGGUCUGAGAUCUACAACUCUCACACCCCCAUCCAGCAUGGCCAAUGGGACUAGGGGAAUUUCUCUUGACACGGAGAAAGCCGAAGAAGUAUCAGGAACCUAGUGGGCCCGAGUAGGCAAAAGGAAAUCCCAACGAGGAAGAGUGUGGAUCAGAAUGUUAGAAAGCGGAAGGAAAAAAUAAAGUUACUGCAAUCCCUGUGGCCUUCAUACCUUGUACUUAGCUCCAGUGAACACUGCUGGAUUUAUUUUGGAAUUAACUUUGUGAUUGGGUUCAGUGGAAGGGGGAGGCAGCUCCUCUUUUUGGGCGGGAAAUAACCAAGAAGAGUCAUUUUGAAAUGUUAACUGAUUUAUUAAAUUUAACUUCUGGA
Molecule: messenger RNA, 3583 nt
Organism: Pogona vitticeps (central bearded dragon)
Lineage: Eukaryota; Metazoa; Chordata; Lepidosauria; Squamata; Agamidae
Biological process (GO): regulation of transcription by RNA polymerase II
Cellular component (GO): nucleus
Molecular function (GO): RNA polymerase II transcription regulatory region sequence-specific DNA binding; DNA-binding transcription factor activity, RNA polymerase II-specific
Source: RefSeq, a predicted model, not a curated record